Penicillium lagena is the source of this 2769-nucleotide messenger RNA. RefSeq names its product dipeptidyl aminopeptidase dapB (gene dapB). The record is from RefSeq and is a predicted model, not a curated record. Gene Ontology annotation, molecular function: dipeptidyl-peptidase activity; serine-type peptidase activity. Gene Ontology annotation, biological process: proteolysis. The transcript has 3 exons. Bases 1 to 2769 code for a protein of 922 amino acids. Lineage: Eukaryota; Fungi; Ascomycota; Eurotiomycetes; Eurotiales; Aspergillaceae.
AUGGGUAAGCUCGACGACGAGGGCAACCCGGAGUCGGUGCCGUUGACACGCCAGCGGUCGGCCUCCUUUGCCUCCGAAACAACAUUCGACUCAGGCCUAUCGGUCGCCUCCGCCGCAUUCCUCGAUCGGUACAAGGGGUCCAACAUAGCGGAAGCAGAAGGGGAAGCCGAACACACACCCUAUCGAGACAUCGAAGACGGAGCAGAGCCGGAACCCGACGAGCCUUUUUUACCUACGCAUACGAAGAAGAAAAAGACGGGGUCCGGAAGUCGCACGCGCCGGAUAGUCUGGUUGCUCGGCCUCCUCUGUGUCGGCGGCUGGGUGCUUGCAUUCGUGCUCUUUCUCACACAGAAGCGGACCACUGCCGCGGCCGUAUCCUCCAACUCAGCUGUCAGCAUCCAUGACCCGGACUCGGCGACCGGUGGUACGAGCUACGGGAGGCCGGUGACACUGGAGCAGGUGUUGACGGGUCAGUGGUAUGCCAAGUCGCAUGCGAUCUCUUGGAUUGCAGGGCCGGAUGGAGAGGAUGGCCUGCUUGUAGAGCGUGGUGAAGAUGGAGAAGGAUAUUUGCGCGUGGAGGAUAUUCGCAGUCGCAAGGAUGGAGGCGCUGGCGCCGAGACCAGAGUUCUGAUGAAGAAGUCAUACGCGUGGACCGUCGACGGUGACAUGGUCAAAAUGUCCAAGAUGUGGCCAAGUCCCGACCUGAAGAAGGUGUUGCUCUUAUCGGAGCAGCAGGGAAACUGGAGACACUCUUAUUACGGAAACUACUGGAUUUUCGACGUGGAGACGCAGAAGGCAGAAGCCCUGGACCCUGAGCAUCUGGAUGGACGAGCACAGCUCGCCAAGUGGUCGCCCAACUCCGAUGCUGUCGCGUUUGUCAGAGAGAACAAUUUGUAUCUGCGGAAACUGAACUCCUCCAACCCCGUUCCAAUUACGAAAGACGGUGGGAAGGACCUCUUCUACGGUGUUCCCGACUGGGUAUAUGAGGAGGAAGUUUUCGCGGGCAACAGCGGCACCUGGUGGUCUGGUGAUGGCAAGUAUAUUGCCUUCAUGCGUACCAACGAGUCCGCCGUCCCCGAAUAUCCUGUCCAGUAUUUUCUCUCCCGUCCGUCGGGCAAGAACCCGGCGCCGGGGCUUGAGAACUACCCUGAAGUUCGACAGAUCAAAUACCCCAAAGCGGGAACCACGAACCCGGUGGUUAGCUUGCAGUUCUAUGACGUUGAGAAAAGCGAUGUUUUCUCUAUCGACAUGCCUGAUGACUUUGUCGACGACGACCGAAUCAUCAUUGAAGUUGUCUGGGCAUCUGCUGGUAAGGUCCUGAUUCGGGAGACCAACCGCGAAAGUGAUAUCAUCAAGAUCUUCGUGAUGGACACCCAGGCUCGGUCUGGCAAGUUGGUCCGAUCUGAAGAUAUUGCCGGGCUGGACGGUGGUUGGGUCGAGCCCUCACAGUCGACCCGAUUCAUUCCUGCUGACCCCGCCAGCGGCCGGCCGCACGACGGGUACGUCGACACCGUGAUCCACGAAGGCUAUGAUCACUUAGCUUAUUUCACGCCUCUCGAAAACCCGGAGCCGAUCAUGCUCACCAGUGGAGAAUGGGAGGUGGUCAACGCUCCAUCGGCCGUUGACCUGGCCAGAGGCCUGGUGUACUUUGUUGCAACGAAAGAAGCACCAACCCAACGUCACGUCUACCAGGUCGGGCUAAAUGGAUCUGACCUUCGACCGUUGACGGAUAUCUCGAAGGCUGGAUUCUUCGAGAUCUCGUUUUCCCACGGAACCGGAUAUGCCUUGCUCAGCUACAAAGGUCCCGCGGUUCCCUGGCAAGCCGUGAUCAACACCCACGGUGACAAGGUGGAGCACGAGGAAGUCAUCGAAGAAAACCCUGGUUUGAAGAAAAUGGUCGAAGACUUUGCUCUCCCAGCGGAAAUUUAUUCAAACGUGACAAUCGACGGUUAUACGCUUCAGGUACUCGAGCGUCGUCCUCCACACUUCAACCCAGCCAAAAAGUACCCAGUUCUCUUCUUCUUAUAUGGUGGUCCCGGCUCUCAAACGGUGGACCGCAAGUUUACUGUGGACUUCCAGUCCUACGUCGCUUCGAGCCUGGGCUACGUUGUCGUUACUGUGGAUGGCCGCGGCACGGGAUACAUUGGACGAGAAGCGCGCUGCAUCGUCCGCGGUAAUUUAGGCUACUACGAAGCGCGGGAUCAGAUUGAAACAGCCAAGAUUUGGGCAGGGAAGAAAUAUGUGGAUGAAGCCCGCAUGGCCGUUUGGGGGUGGAGCUAUGGUGGAUUCAUGACGUUGAAGAUCCUCGAGCAGGAUGCUGGCCAGACAUUCCAGUAUGGCAUGGCUGUGGCACCUGUAACGGACUGGAGAUACUAUGACUCCAUCUACACAGAACGCUACAUGCAUACCCCGGAGCACAACCCCUCCGGCUACGAAAAUGCAAGCAUCACUGACGUUGAGGCACUGGGCGAGAAUAUCCGGUUCAUGAUCAUGCACGGCGUGGCCGACGAUAACGUCCAUCUCCAGAACACACUGGUGCUGAUCGACCGGCUGGACCAGUCGAACAUCGCCAACUAUGAUAUGCAGGUGUUCCCGGAUUCAGAUCAUAGCAUUUACUUCCAUAAUGCGCACUCGCUAGUCUACGAACGUCUUUCGAUGUGGCUCAUCAAUGCGUUUAAUGGCGAGUGGCAUCGCAUCGAGAACCCGAAACCGAUCGACUCGAUGUGGAAGAAAGCUAAACGCGCCGUAUCGCUCUCUAUUUUCGGAUGA